Neoarius graeffei (lesser salmon catfish) is the source of this 1421-nucleotide messenger RNA. Its product is annotated as protein ENL-like. The transcript has 9 exons. The record is from RefSeq and is a predicted model, not a curated record. Gene Ontology annotation, cellular component: super elongation complex. NCBI's taxonomy places the organism in Eukaryota, Metazoa, Chordata, Actinopteri, Siluriformes, Ariidae. Bases 1 to 1128 code for a protein of 375 amino acids.
AUGGUGCUGCACAUGGAUGAGUCAAAUAAAGACAGAGCAGGUGGGGCGGGAAAAGGCCACAAACAUGACAAACCAAACAGAGAGCACAGAGAAGACAGAAACUCUGAGUGCAAGACCACUUCCAGAGGCAGAGAGCGUGAAGGAGGGAAGUCCACACUGGAGCUGCCAUCUUCCUCCUCCUUGAAGCAAAGCACAGAGAACUGGGGGAAGGAGGAGAGCAAAAACAUGGCCAAAGUGGCCUUUAAAGAACCCAAGAUCACCACAAGAGAGUCCAAAGGUGGAGCUGGAGGGCAGGUGGAUUUACAAGCUGUGAACAAACGCCCUUCACCCACUAUGGAGUCAUCGAACCUGAGCACCAAAAAGCUGAAGCGCUUGAAGGGAUGUAAAGAAGAAAGCUCCAUCACCGUCUUCUCCCAGAUCUUCUCAACUACUGCUGCUCCUCCCUCCAGUAACCUGGAGAAAAAAGGGAUGAAAGAAAAAAGCCAUUCAGUAAAAAUGAGAAAUGAGAGUCUGGUAGGGAAGAGAUGGACAAUUUCAGACUCCAAUUCAGAUGAUGAGACUUUGUCUAGAUCUAUGCAGUCAGUCCAGUCCACUUCAUCCAGUUCCUGCUCCUCUUCCAGCUCCGACUCUGAGUUUGAGUCCUUCCAGAUGCAAAGACGAGGACCUUUGCACUCCAUGGUGAACCAUCUGCAAUCAGAGCGCUCUGAUGAGGACAGAAUCCCUGAGGUGGAGGCAGCCAUGAAAGCCACACCCACAAUCCAGGACUCAUGCUUGUUCAUGGACAGUGACAGUGAUGAUAUUGAAGAGUCUCACCCACACAGCCAGGAGGUGCUGUCACCCAUACCCAAACUCAAUACAAAGGGCCUUAAGAUGUUGAAGAAGAACCCAGAUUCCUGUGAAAGAGAAAAGGUUCUUAAGGGGGACAAGUCUUACACAGAGGAGCUGGUGGACCUCCAUCGCAGACUGAUGGCUUUGAGAGAGAGGAACGUCUUACAACAGAUAGUAAACCUUAUUGAAAAGACGGGACACUUCAACGUCACCAAAACCACGUUUGACUUCGACCUUUUCUCCUUGGAUGAAUCCACAGUGCGUAGACUACAGAGCUACCUGCAGACCAGAAGGACAUGACAAAGGAAAUUCCUUGUCUGUGAAUUGCAUGUGAAUUCCAGUGCUUUGGAAUGAAAAAAAAACAUGCUUCCAACUACACUGCACUGUCAUCUUGUAAUGCAAGUGGCCACUUGUACAGAUAACAUUCCACAUAAACAGAUUUAUAAAGUGUGUAAUUUUAUUUAUAAAGUGUGUGAGCUUAACAUUUUAUGGAACGAGUCUCCAAUGUCUUUGUAACAAACUGUAACAUUUUCCCUGAUGUGAGUGGAGUACAGAAGCACGUUUAUUUAAAGGAGAUAUACAGAACCAUGGCC